Cladophialophora immunda is the source of this 843-nucleotide messenger RNA. RefSeq lists its product as uncharacterized. The transcript has 3 exons. Gene Ontology annotation, biological process: transmembrane transport; metal ion transport. Gene Ontology annotation, molecular function: metal ion transmembrane transporter activity. The coding region runs from base 1 to 843 and encodes 280 amino acids. Lineage: Eukaryota; Fungi; Ascomycota; Eurotiomycetes; Chaetothyriales; Herpotrichiellaceae. The record is from RefSeq and is a predicted model, not a curated record. Gene Ontology annotation, cellular component: membrane.
AUGAUUCCUUCACACCCCUUCAUUCCUCGGACUUUAGCCUCUGGCCCGGUCAAAGCGAGACGAGAGAGUACGCCGUUCGAACAUAGCCCUAUCAGAAGACUGGAAUAUUUCUCCUGUAAUGCUAAUCGUGGAGAUGGGGAACAGGAGGAAAAGGUUGCGUUCGUCCAUGUGGAGCAUCGUGCCGCGGACGACUACUCUGUUCGAUUCACCGACAGACAGACAGUUCAGCUGCUACGUCGCAAGUUGUUGAAAGCGGCCAGUAUCCUCCAGGCUUCAACCGACAUAGGAUGCAUGAUCAAAGCCCGGUUUGAGAAGAGCAAUUUGUUCACUGCCGACUUACUCAAUGUCCUGAUCACUGAGCUCGAUGACUACAUUGCAGAGGCUACGUAUUACCGACGUUGUGUGGACGACCUCCUACAAAGAUCAUGGGACACCAACAACUUGUUGACCAACAUCCUGGAAUACCGUGUCGGCUCUUCAACCCUUGAAACCAGCAAGACGAGUGACUCAGCCUUGCAGAAGAUGAAGGAAAUCGCUGUGCAGGGAGAAUGGGACAAUGAAUUGAACCAGAAGACGUCCAUCACGACUAAAGCCCUGACAGUGGUGGCCACGAUCUAUUUACCAGCAAGCUUGUUGUCGGGCCUCUUCUGCUCCAAUCUUGUCCAAAUUGACGCAAAUAAUCAUCUCGUCGCCGUCCAGGACUUUUGGAAAUUUGUGGUCAUUUUGAUGCCGAUGAUGGCAGGAACGUUUGCUUUCGUGGCAGCCCUGCAGAAAUACUGGACCGGCUCAUACAAGAGAGAGAAGAGAGAGGCCGAGGAACGAGGAGCCGCACAUACACAAUAG